This is a messenger RNA of Echinops telfairi (small Madagascar hedgehog), 2767 nucleotides long. RefSeq names its product potassium voltage-gated channel subfamily Q member 3 (gene KCNQ3). Lineage: Eukaryota; Metazoa; Chordata; Mammalia; Afrosoricida; Tenrecidae. Gene Ontology annotation, cellular component: membrane. Gene Ontology annotation, molecular function: voltage-gated potassium channel activity. The annotation marks the transcript as partial. The record is from RefSeq and is a predicted model, not a curated record. Gene Ontology annotation, biological process: transmembrane transport; potassium ion transport. The transcript is spliced from 15 exons.
GGGGACGCGGCGGCGGCCAGCGACGAGGAGCGGAAAGUGGGGCUGGCGCCCGGCGACAUAGAACAAGUCACCUUGGCGCUCGGGGCCGGCGCUGACAAAGACGGGACCCUGCUCCUGGAGGGCAGCGGCCGCGAGGAGAGCCAGCGGAGGACCCCGCAGGGCAUCGGGCUCCUGGCCAAGACCCCCCUGAGCCGCCCGGCCAAGAGGAACAACGCCAAGUACCGGCGCAUCCAAACUUUGAUCUACGACGCCCUCGAGAGACCGCGGGGCUGGGCGCUGCUCUACCACGCGCUCGUGUUCCUGAUCGUUCUGGGCUGCUUGAUCCUGGCCGUUCUGACCACUUUCAAGGAGUACGAGACUGUCUCGGGAGACUGGCUGCUGCUACUGGAGACGUUCGCGAUAUUCAUCUUUGGAGCCGAGUUUGCGUUGAGGAUCUGGGCCGCGGGAUGCUGCUGCCGAUACAAAGGCUGGCGGGGCAGGCUCAAGUUCGCCAGGAAGCCCCUGUGCAUGCUGGACAUCUUCGUGCUGAUCGCCUCCGUGCCAGUGGUUGCUGUGGGGAACCAGGGCAAUGUGCUGGCCACGUCGCUGCGGAGCCUGCGCUUCCUGCAGAUUCUGCGCAUGCUGCGGGUGGACCGGCGUGGCGGCACCUGGAAGCUCCUGGGCUCGGCCAUCUGCGCCCACAGCAAAGAGCUCAUCACCGCCUGGUACAUCGGGUUCCUCACCCUCAUCCUCUCCUCGUUUCUCGUCUACCUGGUGGAGAAGGACGUGCCCGAGGUGGACGCCCAAGGCGAGGAGAUGAAGGAGGAGUUUGAGACCUAUGCUGAUGCCUUGUGGUGGGGCCUGAUCACACUGGCCACCAUUGGCUACGGAGACAAGACGCCCAAAACGUGGGAGGGCCGUCUGAUCGCGGCCACUUUUUCCUUAAUUGGCGUGUCCUUCUUUGCCCUGCCAGCGGGCAUCCUGGGGUCCGGGCUGGCCCUGAAGGUGCAGGAGCAACACCGCCAGAAGCACUUCGAGAAAAGGAGGAAGCCGGCUGCCGAGCUCAUCCAGGCUGCCUGGCGGUAUUACGCUACCAACCCCAACAGGAUCGACUUGGUGGCGACCUGGAGGUUUUACGAGUCAGUGGUGUCUUUUCCGUUCUUCAGGAAGGAACAGCUGGAGGCUGUGGCCAGCCAAAAGCUGGGUCUCUUGGAUCGGGUUCGCCUUUCUAAUCCUCGCGGUAGCAAUACUAAAGGAAAGCUAUUUACUCCUCUGAAUGUAGAUGCGAUAGAAGAAAGCCCUUCUAAAGAGCCAAAGCCUGUGGGCUUAAACCAUAAAGAGCGAUUCCGCACCGCCUUCCGCAUGAAAGCCUACGCUUUCUGGCAGAGCUCCGAAGAUGCAGGGACGGGCGAUCCUAUGGCAGAAGGCAGGGGCUACGGGGGGGACUUCCUCAUUGAAGACAUGAUCCCUACCCUGAAGGCCGCCAUCCGAGCAGUCAGGAUUCUCCAGUUCCGUCUCUAUAAGAAGAAAUUCAAGGAGACGCUGAGGCCGUACGACGUGAAGGAUGUGAUCGAGCAGUACUCGGCCGGCCACCUGGACAUGCUGUCCAGGAUCAAGUACCUGCAGACCAGAAUAGAUAUGAUCUUCACCCCGGGACCACCGUCCACUCCCAAACACAAGAAGUCUCAGAAGGGGGCUGCAUUCACCCACCCGUCCCAGCAGUCUCCCAGGAAUGAACCAUAUGUAGCCAGAGCCUCCACCUCAGAAACGGAGGACCAGAGCAUGAUGGGGAAGUUCGUGAAAGUUGAAAGACAGGUUCAGGACAUGGGGAAGAAGCUGGAUUUCCUGGUGGACAUGCACAUGCAGCGGAUGGAGCGGCUACAGGUGCACCUCUCGGAUUACUACCCCACCAAGGUGCCCUCCUCGCCAGCCGACCUGGACCAAAAAGAGGAGAACAGGUACUCAGACUUGAAAACCAUCAUCUGCAAUUACUCCGAGACAGGCCCCCCAGAGGCCCCCUACAGCUUCCACCAGGUGCCCAUCGACCAAGUCAGCCCCUAUGGGCUUUUUGCACACGACCCGGUGAACCUGCCCCCGGGGGGCCUCGGUUCAGGCAAGGGGCAGACAGCCCUGCCCUGCACGGCCACGAUGUUCCCAGAAAGGCCCACCGUCCUGCCCAUCUUGACCCUCCUGGACUACCAGACGGACCUGCACGGCCCGUUCUCGGACCGCCGCUCCCCGCGGCAGAGACGCAGCAUCACGCGGGACAGCGACACCCCGCUGUCGCUCAUGUCCGUCAACCACGAGGAGCUGGAGCGGUCCCCCAGUGGCUUCAGCAUCUCUCAGGACCGAGACGAUUACGUGUUCGGCCCCAGCGGGGGCUCCAGCUGGAUGCGGGAGAAGCGGUACCUGGCGGAGGGGGAGACGGACACCGAUACGGACCCCUUCACGCCCAGCGGCUCCAUGCCUCUGUCUUCCACAGGGGAUGGAAUCUCCGAUUCGAUCUGGACCCCUUCCAACAAACCCACUUAAGGGGGUCACUGGCUGGCUCCCCCUUGUAAUGUAGACAGACUUUGUAUAGCUCACUGCUCUCACACCCAAAGCUUACCCGUGGGGCCACCAAUGACUGCAUUCAGAUGCAUGCGUGGGCGUGGGGGGGUGCCCAUCCGGGCAGGGGCUUGCCUUGGCCUUGCCCAUCCCCCACACCAUCACAGUGAAGCUGCCUCCUUUCAGCAUGGUUUGCAUGACUUUACACUAUAUAAAUGAUACCGCCAAUCUCUUCUAGGGA